AUGACUGAGGGGCUCCAGUUACUGUGCUCUUCUUUCAGAAUAGAGGAAGAGAAGCAAGUUAAAAAAACAAAUUCUCCACCGCCUGUGGAGGACCCGUAUGCAGGCUCAACAGAUGAAAACACGGAUGCUGAGGAAGAAACACAGCUGGACCUACCUAUUCCUGAGCUCCCAGAUUUGUUCAUUGGAAAACGCUUCUUCUUGUAUGGAGAGUUUCCUGCAAUUGAGCGCAGGACCCUGUCUCGAUACAUUACUGCUUUUAAUGGGGAAUUAGAGGAAUACAUGAAUGAAAAGGUGCAGUUUGUGAUCACUUCACAAGAAUGGGAUGACAGCUUUGAGGAGGCUUUAAAUGAAAAUGCUAGUCUGUCUUUUGUCCGACCACGCUGGAUCUACAACUGUAAUGAGCGUCAGAAAUACAUACCCCACCAGCCUUAUGUUGUAGUUCCACAGGAAUAGAGUCUCAUCAAGGAAACAAAAAGAGGGAAUAGAGUUCAAAAUACAGUUCAGACCAUGGAUUUGAGUACCUGGAAAUGCAGACAUUUUUAAUCUUUUCUAGAUGGACAGAGUAACCACCACAGCCCAUGCUUAGAUUUGAAUAAGUUAUCUAUGAGCAAUGAAUUUUAGAUUUUGAGCUAGAAGGCUGUCUCCAAUGUGUCUUUCCAUACGUCAUAUAACACAUGCAAUAUAUGUUGUAUGAUUUGUAAGGUUCUUUGUUCUGGUCAAUAUAUACAUAAAUGUAUUUUUCUUAACCCAUUUGUAAGGAACUUUGAGUUACUACAGUAAGGGAGCAAUGUGGGCUGCAAACCUAAACCAGCAUAAACAUUAGUAAAUGCAAGUAUCAAGACCGUCACCUCAUGACAGGAGAGUGAGGAAAAGCAAGCUUUUAAUAUGUUACCUCUUAAGUCCCUUUCAGCUUAAACAACCCAAGAGAUGUGUCACUUCAAGACUGGAGAGUCCUAAUUAUCAAGAUGCAGGACUUUCACAUUUAGUAGACAAAGUGCAGGAUCUGGCAAUACUAUUUCUGAUUGCUAAUUGUCUGAGAGAUCAUAAGGAUAAAAAGAUAAAGUGUGGCAGGCACUGCAUCUAUUGCUAUAUGCAGCAUUGUAGAGGCACGUGCCUAGGAAGUUAAUAUGCACAGGUUCAUUCAUGUUACUGGUAUUUAAUAUUCUCUUUAGGAGUUUUUUGUUUAUUUUUUGCUAGAUGUAUAUUAUUUUGGUCUGCUUGUUGUGAAAAAAAAAACAUUUUUUUAAUUGUAAAGAUUGUUUUCUAGUAACAAAUAAAAAAAAUAUUAUUUAAAUUGA
This is a messenger RNA of Bombina bombina (fire-bellied toad), 1298 nucleotides long. It is a transcript of the gene XRCC1, whose product is annotated as X-ray repair cross complementing 1. Bases 1 to 453 code for a protein of 150 amino acids. The record is from RefSeq and is a predicted model, not a curated record. NCBI's taxonomy places the organism in Eukaryota, Metazoa, Chordata, Amphibia, Anura, Bombinatoridae. Gene Ontology annotation, cellular component: nucleus. The transcript has 5 exons. Gene Ontology annotation, biological process: base-excision repair.